UAUUAGAACCCGGAAAUCGGCCGAGUCUCGAAUGGAUUCGGAAAAAGUAGUUCGCGCAAUGGCUCGCUGGUGGCAGACUGUUAGUCAGGAGGAUGGUGAGGGAAAUGCCCACAAUCCUAUGCUCUACGAUCCUCUGCAGGAUGGAGUGGUGAAGACUUCCAAGGGACGUCAAUAUCUGGCUGCUCUGAUAAUUUGUUUGGGUGCGGUUUCUGCCGGUACGGCCUUAGCCUGGACCAGUCCUGUGCUGCCUCAGAUUACUCCAGACAAAUCGAAUAAUUCAACAAAUUCCAAUUCCACAACUAACAACCUCUUGGGCAAUUCUUCAAUUGUCAAUGCAAUUGCAAAUGGAACGGACUCUACUGACGAUAGAAUUAUACUGAGUGUCAGUGAAGAAACAUGGGUGAGCUCCCUAUUGGCCAUUGGCGCCUUUUUUGGGGCUUUGCCAACUGGAUAUAUAGCCGACACGAUCGGCCGGCGCUACACAGCCAUGGUCAUGGACGUGCCCUUCAUUUUGGCCUGGAUCUCACUUGGCUUUGCCCAAUCAGUUGGCUGGUUGUAUGUGGGUCGCUUCCUCAUUGGUGUUGCUACGGGUAGCUUCUGCGUGGUGGCUCCCAUGUACAUUUCGGAAAUUGCGGAGACUAGCAUUCGUGGAACCCUGGGAACAUUGUUCCAACUUCUUCUUACCAUCGGAAUUUUGUUCAUUUAUUUGAUUGGAUCUCUAAUCUCCUGGCACAAUCUGAGCUUGCUCUGCCUCAUCUUUCCCGUUCUUCUGCUGGCUGGACUUUUCAUCCUGCCCGAGACUCCAGUCUAUCUUUUGAAAAAGGGUCGUCGCUCUGAGGCUGCACUUUCCCUGAAGUGGUUGUGGGGUCGCUACUGCGAUUCUCGUAGCGCCAUCCAGAUCAUCCAGAACGACUUGGACCAGGCUGGCGACGAUGCAUCAAUCUUGGACCUGUUCAGCAGCCGUGGCUCCCGCAACGGUCUUAUUAUCUCUGUUCUCCUGAUGGUCUUCCAGCAAUUCUCCGGCAUUAACGCGGUGAUCUUCUUCACGGAAUCAAUUUUCAAAUCGUCGGGAAGUACCCUGGACUCCUCCGUCUGCUCCAUUAUUGUGGGCGUGGUUCAGGUGAUCAUGACCCUCUGCUCUUCCCUACUGAUCGAACGGGCCGGACGCAAAAUGCUGCUGCUUUUCAGCAGUACGGUGAUGUGCAUCUGCCUAGCCAUUCUGGGGGCUUACUAUAACAUGUUGGAGAGUAAAAAAGACGUCUCAUCCAUUGGAUGGCUUCCGCUGUUCUGUGUUGCCUUCUUCAUCAUCAGUUUCUCGGUAGGAUACGGUCCAAUUCCUUGGCUCAUGAUGGGCGAACUCUUCCUGCCGGACGCCAAGGGCAAGGCCGUCUCCCUGACCGUCAUGUUUAACUGGGUCUGUGUUUUUGCCGUCACCAAGUGCUUUGCUUCGAUGAACGCAAGCUUUGGAUCAGAUGUAACAUUUUGGUUCUUUGCCACCUGCAUGGCCGUGGCCACCCUUUACGUUGCCCUUGCAGUGCGUGAGACAAAGGGAAAGACUGCUGGCCAAAUCCAGGACUGGCUAAGUGGACACUAGGAAUAUUCCCGAAGGUGCAAUAUGUUUUCCUUAGUUUAGAUUAGUUAAAGUCCUAGAGAACUCGUAGGUGAAUAAGCAGCCAAUGCCAAAAAAUAACAAACGAGAUUCAUGUCGAUCACCAAAUGGCCCGAUAUCUUUGCAA
Molecule: messenger RNA, 1736 nt
Organism: Drosophila bipectinata
Lineage: Eukaryota; Metazoa; Arthropoda; Insecta; Diptera; Drosophilidae
Product: facilitated trehalose transporter Tret1-2 homolog
Biological process (GO): transmembrane transport; carbohydrate transport
Cellular component (GO): membrane
Molecular function (GO): sugar transmembrane transporter activity
Source: RefSeq, a predicted model, not a curated record